Molecule: messenger RNA, 1290 nt
Organism: Hippopotamus amphibius kiboko
Lineage: Eukaryota; Metazoa; Chordata; Mammalia; Artiodactyla; Hippopotamidae
Gene: EMD
Product: emerin
Exons: 6
Coding region: 164-940 (258 amino acids)
Cellular component (GO): nuclear envelope
Source: RefSeq, a predicted model, not a curated record
CCGCAGAGACCGCGAGCGUGACGCGAGCGUGACGCAGGCGUGACGCGGGCGCAGCCGCUCCCGAGGCGCUCGCGUUGCCCCUUCCGCGCUCUGAGGCAGUCGUAGUUCGGCCCGUAUCGCCAGGCCCGGGCCACCGCCAGGCCUCUGCCGCCCGCUGCCCGCCAUGGACGACUACGCGGUCCUGUCGGACGCCGAGCUGGCCUCCGUGCUGCGCCAGUACAACAUCCCGCACGGGCCCGUCGUGGGUUCCACUCGCAAGCUCUACGAAAAGAAAAUCUUCGAGUAUGAGACCCAGAGGCGGAGGCUCUCGCCCCCGAGCUCGUCCGCAUCCUCUUUCUCCUAUGGGUUCUCGGAUUCGGCGUCCGUGGACUCGGAUAUGUACGAUCUGCCCAAGAAAGAGGACGCCUUACUUUACCAGAGCAAGGGCUAUAAUGAUGACUACUAUGAGGAGAGUUACUUGACCACCAGCACUUACGGGGAGCCUGAGUCUGUGGGCACAUCCAAAGGCUUCCGCCAGCCCUCAGCUUCACUUUCAGAUGCUGACACCUUUCACCACCAGGUUCUUGAUGACAAUCUUUUCUCUUGCGAAGAGGAGGGCAAGGAUAGGGAAUGCCCCGUGUAUGGCCGGGACAGUGCCUACCAGAGCAUCGCACACUACCGCCCUGUUUCCAACGUCUCCAGAAGCUCCCUGGGCCUGUCCUAUUACCCCACAUCCUCCUCCACCUCUACCGUGUCCUCGUCUUCAUCUCCCCCUCCUUCGUGGCUCACCCGCCGUGCCAUCCGGCCGGAAAAGCAGGCCCCUGGGGCUGGUCUGGGCCAGGAUCGCCAGGUCCCACUCUGGGGCCAGAUGCUCCUGUUCCUGGUCUUUGCUGCCUUCCUGCUCUUUGUUUACUACUCCAUGCAGGCUGAGGAUAGCAACCCCUUCUGGGAGGAGCCCUGAGGGUCUGGCUUCGUGGCCUUGGGGGCAGCUGCUCUUGGAAGUCCUGGCUGACUGCCUUAGCAGUAUUUGCUGGGGGAGGGGGGUUGGGGCUUUUUUGUGUGUUCUAGCUUGGGGGGUACUGGGACAGGGACAGUGUUUGCUUCCCCUGCCUUGUCCUGCCAGGGAGGCAGCAGGCCUGGGCCCUGUGCAGCACGGUGGGCCUAGGAGGGCAAGACCCUUCUCCUGGAGAGGAGAACAUGGCGAUUGUCAUCGCAUGCCUCCUGUUCGUUGUCACCUCAUUGCGGGGGAUUAGCCAAAGGCCACCCUUUGUUUUCGUGGACACAAUAAAAAGACCGUUUAUUUUUAAUGUC